Molecule: messenger RNA, 822 nt
Organism: Heterostelium album PN500
Lineage: Eukaryota; Evosea; Eumycetozoa; Acytosteliales; Acytosteliaceae
Product: tetratricopeptide repeat protein
Exons: 4
Coding region: 1-822 (273 amino acids)
Molecular function (GO): protein binding
Source: RefSeq, a predicted model, not a curated record
AUGGAACAUGAAAAGAAUAAUGAAUUGGGAAUGGAGGAAUUUGGAUUUAAUACAGAUGAUUUAGUUUGUGAAUUGUAUCAACCAAAGCAAAAGAAACCAAUUCCAAUAGUUGAUUAUUCUCCAAAGAUUGAUUCAAGUUUGUGGUUUCUUAAUUGUGAUCCAUCUGUAAUAAAAUUAGAUGAUCUAGUUGUAGUUAAUAAUAAUAAUAAUAAUGAUAAUGAUACUACACAACCACGACCGUCGACCGCUCUCGAGCCGCCAGCCAUCGUCUUCAAAGACUCGAAUAUCAUCUAUCUACUCGCACAGUGCUAUCAUCGAUUGGGACAAUUCCAAGAGGCGAUAGAACAGUAUCAUCGUGCCAUCACCUACAAUCAAGUGGUUUGGGAGUGGUGGUUCAAUCUUGCACAUUGUUAUCUUGGUAGAUCGAUGGUAGAUCGUUCAUCAAUAGUAAAGAAUACAAACAUGGAAUCGUAUAAUAUAACAACAGCAUCAACAACGACAGGAAUCAAAUCAAUAUUGUGUGGAAAACGUAGUAUUACCAUUGCAUUGUUUCAUUUGAUGAAUUCUAUCAUUCAAAAGAAAUCACUUGACACUAAGGCGGGUUGGCAACAACCAUUGGUCAAAGUACACGAAUCUAUUUCACAAAUCUAUCAGUCAUUGAUAGACUAUGAUAUUAAAGAUCUAUUAGAUCAAUUCAACAAUAAUACCAAUAACACAGAGCAGACAAUGAAUGAUUUCGAAUUGAAAUGGUUCAUUCAAUAUAAAGAUAAAGAAAAUGACGAGACUGAACAAUUGGAAGAAGAGAAUCCUUACAACCUAUAA